Molecule: messenger RNA, 732 nt
Organism: Aegilops tauschii subsp. strangulata
Lineage: Eukaryota; Viridiplantae; Streptophyta; Magnoliopsida; Poales; Poaceae
Source: RefSeq, a predicted model, not a curated record
AUGGCCUAUCCACGCAAGAAGAAAUCGCCGCCGUCGUCGGGGCGCCGAUCGGACCGCAUCAGCGGCCUCACCGACGACGUGCUGGGCCACAUCCUCUCCUUCCUCCCCACCAAGGAGGCGGCCCGCGCGGCGGUGCUGUCCCGCCGGUGGCGCCACGUUUUCGGCAGCGUCCACACCAUCUCGUUCGAGGAGACAGAGGGCGAGAGGGAACAAGACUGGUUCACCUACUACGUGCAGGCGCCGGAGAGGAAGAGCUGCAGCGACGUGCUCCUGGACGGCCUCGGCGCGCGCGGCGCUCCUCUGCCGCCGCCGAUGCCCCGGCCACGCCGUGCCGCUGCGCAGCCUCCGCUUCGCCUUGGACCACUGGCAUCGGUGGGACAAGCUACCUACAAUGAGGCCGGCAGGUACUCCGACGAGGAGGAGGAGGAGGAGAAGAGGAAUGGCUCCUGGUACUAUAUCCUCCCACGUAGGCUCUUGUCCUACGCCGCCAUCCGGACCCUGUGCCUCAGCUACUGCCGGCUCAAGCUACCGGAGGUGGUUCGUAUCGACCUGCCACUCCUUGAGACAUUGCGCCUGACGGGCCUCCGUGACUCCGGCAGAAGCAUCCAGCGGCUGAUCUCGAGCUGCCCCCGCCUCGCCGACGUGACGCUUGAAGCCCUGUGCAAGCUCAAAAGGGUCUCCCUGCUCGACAAACCCUCCGAAGGGUGGCCCUCCGGUGCUGCCACAACCUGA